Molecule: messenger RNA, 570 nt
Organism: Rotaria sp. Silwood2
Lineage: Eukaryota; Metazoa; Rotifera; Eurotatoria; Philodinida; Philodinidae
Source: the annotation of a GenBank genome assembly
AUGAACUCAAUUUAUGGGCGUAUUGGACUUGAAUUAAUGCGUGCCGUUGCACAUGCAUUUAACUUAGAUGCUUCGUAUUUUGAUAAUUUCCUUGAUGAUCGAUCUGUAGGAGGCGCCGGCACUGUCUCUACUUUACGUCUUAAUUACUAUCCAAAACAAGACAAUUCAGUUGCCGUAACAGUCGGCGCACAUGAUAAUCAACCUUUAUCUUGUGAAGAACAUUGUGAUAGUAGUAUUUUUACAGUUCUGUAUCAACAUGAAGUUGGCGGUUUACAAGUCGAAAUGCAAGAUGGAACAUGGAUUGAUAUACCUAUUAUACCUUAUGGUCUUGUUGUCAAUACAGGUCGAUGUUUAGAACGAUGGACAAAUGGACAUUUGAAAGCAGUGAACCAUCGUGUUAAAUUUUUAAAAGAAGAACGUAUUUCGAUACCAUUUUUUUUGGAAGCAUGUUAUACAACACCUAUUGUUAUACUCCCAACAAUAGAUGAAAAACCCAAAUAUGAACCGAUUACUUAUGGACAAUAUAUCAUAGAAAGUAGUAAACAAUUCAAAGAAUAUCAACGAGAUUAA